CAGGGGCUGGGCUCAGUAAUGUGUAUACUUCAAACAUCAAGUGGCUGAAGGAAAUGGAAGAGGUGUUAUUCACGAUAUGAAAAGAAAGACAUAUGAAAAUAUUAAUGGAACCAGCACUGAAUAUACCAUUGCACAAGAAAAUGACCCCUCCGUGACCUUACAAUCCCGCUACACGGAAGCAGUUACUACAGCUGAUGUAACAUAAACCAAAGCCAUAAAUUUAGCUACAUCAGCUUCUACUAGCAGCAUUGGAAAUAGUUCA
This is a messenger RNA of Acanthoscelides obtectus, 262 nucleotides long. The record is from the annotation of a GenBank genome assembly. Lineage: Eukaryota; Metazoa; Arthropoda; Insecta; Coleoptera; Chrysomelidae.